AUGGAUAGUCGUUAUGUUACCAUUGGUUUUCUUGGUUUCUUUUUUGUUUUUCUUAUCUACAGCACAUCAGCCUAUUUUAUUGCCCAAAAUUUGGCAGCUGAUUUGGAAAAAGCUUUUCGACCUAUUAAUAAUCUCACAAUUACUGAUGACAAAAGAAUUGUUGAUCAACCGUUCAGCAUUAGUAAACUGUUACAAGCUGUACCGACAGUUUCUUACCGCACAUUAACAUAUGUAACCUAUGACGAUACAACUUUGACACUCGAUUACUAUGAAUCAACUGUGGCGGGCAUCCGACCUUGUUUAAUAAUAAUACACGGUGGUGCUUGGCGUAGUGGCAACAGUAAGCAAUUACCAGAACUCAAUAGUCAUCUGGCACGAGCCGGUUAUCAUUGUGCAGCUAUUAACUAUCGUUUAACUCCGCAAUGGAAAUGUCCUGCUCCUAUAGAAGACACAACUGCUGCUUUAAAUUACUUGUGUAAACAUGCCGAUGACUUGAAUAUCGAUACAAAUAAUUUUAUAUUACUCGGCCGUUCGGCUGGCGCACAGAUAGCAUUACUAACAGCUUAUACCCUUAAACAUUCGGGUAUCAAAGGUGUAAUUGAUUUUUAUGGACCAGCGGAUAUGAUUUGGGGAUAUAUGGUACCAACCAACCCACUUGUAAUAGACUCACGAAAAACAUUAGCUACAUAUAUUGGUGGUGAUUAUUAUGAAAUACCAGACAAGUAUGCAGCUAGUUCACCGAUCGAGUUUGUCAAUCGACAGAGUGUACCUACUCUUGUCUUUCAUGGUCUUACCGAUUCGCUCGUAUUCUAUGAACAUAGUCGUCGUCUCUGUACUAAAUUACAUCAACACGAUGUGCCACACUAUUUGCUUGAAUUACCUUGGGCAACACAUGGCUUUGAUUACCAUUUAAAUGGUCCUGGCGGACAAUUGUCAACAUUUGCAAUCGACUACUUCUUGCGCGUAGUUACUAAUAGACAUUAG
Rotaria sp. Silwood2 is the source of this 984-nucleotide messenger RNA. NCBI's taxonomy places the organism in Eukaryota, Metazoa, Rotifera, Eurotatoria, Philodinida, Philodinidae. The record is from the annotation of a GenBank genome assembly.